GAAGAAGUAGAAGUAGAAGAAGAAGAAGAAGGAGGAGGCUCAGGCUCAGGCUCUGUUAUCCACUGCUCCUCCCUGCAGACAGGCAGACCAGAGUAGAUAUCUCAGAUUUAGUCGGGUGUCCAAUGUGGUCACUUCCUGGAUAGACUGUUUUUCUUUUUUUGUUUUUAAGAAUUUGAAAAACGCAUUUUGUCAGACUUCAGUCCACGAACCAAGUAUACAGUUCAGCCAUCGGAUUCCUGCGUUAUUACUUUAUUAUUUUCUUUAUUUGUUGGUUAACAGAGAGGCGAUUCGUUAACGUUGGUCACGAUCAAAGUUGGCUAGUAAGCUAACGCUAACGGUCGGGCUGUGUUUUACUCAAGCCAUGUCCGCUUCGGCUGGAUGCUCCCCGGCGGGCCAUAGCUCAGGCCCGGGCCCCGGAAUUACCAUAUUUCGUUGGCUAGAAGUGCUGGAGAAAGAAUUUGACAAGGCAUUCGUGGACGUGGAUCUCCUGCUCGGGGAAAUAGACCCAGAUCAGGUCGACAUUACGUACGAGGGUCGGCAGAAGAUGACCAGCCUCAGCUCCUGUUUUGCUCAGCUGUGUCAUAAAACCCAGACGGUCUUCCAACUCAACCACAAACUAGAGGCUCAGCUGGUGGACCUGCGGUCUGAGCUGACUGAGGCGAAAGGGGAGCGGGCGGUGGUAGAAAGAGAGGUCCAUGACCAGCUCCUGCAGCUUCAUGCUCUUCAGCUGCAGCUUCACACUAAAAAAGGCCAAGCUGAGGACUCUGACACCAUCAAGGACAGACUGCCUACACCACCAGUGGAAAAGAUGGAAAAGGAGCUGGAGGCUAGUAAGAAGGAGAAAUUAGUAGAGGCAAGGCUGGAGGCUGAAGUGAGACUAUAUAAGAAGGAAAACGAGGCCCUUCGCAGGCACAUGGCAGUACUGCAGGCCGAAGUGUAUGGCGCCAGACUGGCUGCCAAAUACCUCGACAAGGAACUGGCUGGAAGGGUGCAGCAGAUCCAGUUACUAGGCCGUGACAUGAAAGGGCCAGCACACGACAAGCUAUGGAACCAGCUGGAGGCAGAGAUUCACCUUCACCGUCAUAAGACUGUCAUCCGUGCAUGUAGAGGUCGCAACGAUCCUAAGAAACCUCUCCCCUCUCCAGUGGGGCAUGACCCAGACAUACUGAAGAAAACCCAGGGAGUAGGCCCUAUCAGGAAGGUGGUGCUAGUGAAAGAUGAUCAUGAGGGGCUGGGAAUCUCUAUUACAGGUGGGAAGGAGCACGGUGUUCCCAUUCUAAUUUCAGAGAUCCAUCCAAGUCAGCCUGCAGACAGAUGUGGAGGUCUGCAUGUUGGAGAUGCCAUCCUUGCUGUCAACAGCAUUAAUUUGCGAGAUGCUAAACACAAAGAGGCGGUCACUAUUUUGUCCCAGCAGCAAGGACAGAUAGAGUUUGAGGUGGUAUAUGUGGCUCCAGAGGUGGACAGCGAUGAUGAGAAUGUGGAGUAUGAAGACGACAGUGGCCAUCGCUACCGACUUUACCUGGAUGAACUGGAGGACAGCAGCACAGCGCCAACUAUCAACAGCUCGGCAUCAUUGCAGGAGUGUCCACACUCCCCAGAGCUGCUGCUGCUGAAGGGCUUUCGCAAUCAGUUUUAGUCGAAAAUGAAAAAAAGCUCUGGAGAAGAUAUCACUGAGCAACGGAGCAGAGAAUGGAGAUACUGGGAUCUCCAGUGAGACCCCUUCAGAGGAAACAUCUUCAAAGCCUCCCGUGACUGACUGUUCCUACUAGAGGCUCAGCAAAGGUCAUUGGUAUAUAAAGGUAAUGGGAUUGGUUGGGAAAAUUCCUCUCUAAGAACUGAAUCAAAGAAUUCCAUAAAGAGCCCAGUGAGGGACACGGGAAAAUAAACAGGAAGUGUCUGUUUUUUCUUCUUUCUCUUGGUUCUGGGGUGGUGGGAUUAGGGCAUUUAGCCUUGGGUUGUGGCAAUGAUUAGGUGUUAAAGUUCAGCAGACUUGAUAGCUAUGUAGUGGGGGAGUGAUGAUGAAUAAUGUGUAGCAUUUUUGGAGAUAUUUAAUGAAGAGAGUGGUGGGUAUUGCUAGGGAUGCCUUAUAUGAGAAAAGAACAGAGGGUAGAUUUCACUAAGCUGUCUUGUAGGUACAGUUACUCAAGUUUGAAAAUUUCAGGGAGACACUUCAAAAGUAUUUGCAUCAGUCCAAUGGUGACCCGAGGAGAGUGUAAAAUAUAUAAAAACCGAAAUUAAUGGAAAAAAACAAUUUCUAAUGACUCAAAUUAUUGUAAUGCAAGACCUAGACUAUUAAUUCACAACAAGAUGAGCUGUUAAAAUAUCAAUAUCAACAAAGUUCAAAUUUAAAAAACGUGAAGUAAAUAUUAAAUGGAAAAAUGCUGUAUAUUCUUACCUGCCAUCACAAUACACAUAUUAACCAUUUGUUAAAAAUCGAACAAUUUUAGUAGCAUUCUUUUUUAUUCCCCCUUAUUUGACAUAGAAAUAGAGGGCUUUCAGGUGAGAAUUAAUUCACCCUACCAAAAAAAACAGUGGCUGUAAUUGUUUCUUGCCUUACGGAUUUGUUUCCUUCAUCAUAAAGGGUUGAUAAGUUCCAUUCUGGGGUUGCAGCCUUCUGUUCUAUAACUAGUCAGUGCAUACCUAGUGUCUUUUAAUAAAAUAGUGUCCCAUACUACAUUCAUUAACACAGAUUCCGUAUAAAGUCAAUAAGAACCAGUUCUUGGCAAAGCAAUUUAACAAUGAAGACAAUGUCAUAUUCCCAUUUUGGAUAGAAAGGAACAGGUCUAGAUAUUUCUAAAGCAUAAACAUUUAGAAAGCAUGUUAUACAACAUUUAAUGCUUGACGUUGAAAUUCCUCUCCCCUUUCCUUAUGGUCAUUGUAAUUAUUGGUGACCGCACUUGUCAUACGAGUUUAUGACCUUGAAACCCUGCUGGUAUUGUAUCCUGUUAAUGAGGUAGGGUGGAUGUUCCACUGAUAUUAUCCUGACCACAGCUUUCUAACCUAGUUCCAUCACUAACAUGUGUUUGCAUUCUGUUGGAUAUACAGGAGUGAGCACAAUAUCACUUGAAUGAUGUAAUGUAAGUGAAUGCAGUCAAUUUUAACGAUGGGGUCUUUCUAGUUUACCUGUAUUGCUGUAUACUUUGGUAUUGUUUUCCGUGUGUAUCACAGUUUUAUUUUGUAACACUUUAUAUUGUCAAGAACACGUUACAAUAUAAUGCAGAAAAUGCAACAAACUGAAUUGUUGUAUCAGCGGCUCCCUGACACCCAUCUUACCAGUGUACUGUUAGUUGCAAAGAUGUUCAGUUCAAUAUUUUACUGUACUUGAGUAUGUGUUGGCAGAACUGGUAGCUGCCAGUGGUCUGGCCCAAAUGAAUUCAAGUAGCUGGAAUCCGGAGUAUGCUCUGACUCUAUGACCUUACAGUAUUGACAUGUCCCGUUAUUUACCUGUUUUUUCUUUGUCUAUUCCCUUGCAGCUUGAUUUGUGUCUCUAAACUCUUCACAUGUAUGAUGUGCAUCUUUAUAUAUUUAUGUUCAAGUUAAACAUUUUAUUUAGCCUUUAAAUAAAGUUUGGUUUCAAUUUGA
Messenger RNA from Hippoglossus stenolepis (Pacific halibut), 3582 nucleotides. RefSeq names its product golgi-associated PDZ and coiled-coil motif containing (gene gopc). The record is from RefSeq and is a predicted model, not a curated record. NCBI's taxonomy places the organism in Eukaryota, Metazoa, Chordata, Actinopteri, Pleuronectiformes, Pleuronectidae. Gene Ontology annotation, biological process: negative regulation of protein localization to cell surface. Bases 362 to 1636 code for a protein of 424 amino acids. The transcript has 10 exons. Gene Ontology annotation, cellular component: membrane; trans-Golgi network transport vesicle; Golgi apparatus. Gene Ontology annotation, molecular function: transmembrane transporter binding.